AUCGCCUGCAGCGACUUGUUUUCAUCACAAGACCCCGGCCAGUAUUUACGCAACAAACGUCUCAUACCUGGGUAUGAACUGGUAUGUGUGCACCUUUCAGUAUAAGGCAAAGGAAGAUACUUAGGCUAGUGCCGAAAUGCACAAUUAAUUCCCCGACGGGCCAUAGGUACUACUAUGUAUCGCUCACUCUAUUUGAUGACUGAUCUCCCUAACCUGAGGCAUAGAUUUGGUGCUGACCCCGCAUUUACUAAUGAUGCCACAACUUGAACUCGGCCAUCUCGAUCUACGUUUAACAGCCAACAGCCAACAGCCAACAGCCAACAACCAACAACCAACAACCAACACGACAACUCAACUUCCUUGAUUCAACCCACCAAUCGUGUCUACAUUUGGGACUCCGACUUGGACAACCAACAUAAUAACCUCUUUGAUCUACACUUGGCGCUGCGCUUUGACAGUCAGCUCGGAGAUUUCCUGAUUCAACCUGCCAGCUGCAGUUUACUUUAGUACUGCGCUUCGACAACCAGCCUUGAACUGUGGCUUUUGAAAAAGGGACAACAAGUAAGAGUCUAGACAAGACCAACGAGUGAAAAGAAGAUAAAUAUCCAGCUUAUUCCGCUCCCCAAGAGUCCCCUCUACUCCAGCAUGACAUCCAGAAACCUCAACAAGACCUGGCGCGAUAUUGUCUUUGAACAGUACGAAGCCGACUACGCAGCUGACGUCCCCUUUCCCAUCCGCUACUUAAUCUACGGCGACCAGUGGAAAACAGAUAUCCUUAUUGAGAUCCCCACCAAGAUUGACGUGCCUGUCUUCCGUCAAGCUCUCCUCCACGCUGCUAGUUCUAGACGCCUUGAAAACGACCCGGCGUACGAAGACGACCUAAUCAAGGUCCGAGCACGUGUUCCGCCUUCUGCCCAAAGCAACAAUGAUGCUCACCCGCAAGACGGCUCUGCUGCUGCUGGCAACAGUGGCUAAUGCUUGGAAGUUUACUAUUUAUGGUGACGGCGACUGCGAGUCGACUCCGUCGGGUGACCUUCGAGGAGAUGGUAAUAAAGACUGUACCAGUAUUCCGAAUCCUCAUAGAGGGUUCUGGCUUGAAGAUAUGGGUAACUGCCAAAUUGACCUGUAUGCUAACGAGGACGACUGCGAUGAUGGCGUACCGCAGCAGUUUUAUGAUGCGACCAAUCAGGGCGUCUGCAUUGGUCCUCAGUUCCAAUGGGAUUACUAUACUGUAGUCGGUUGUUAGGAAGUUCUAUCAUACUAGCAUUUUGUAACUAAAGGCAUAAGCUAUAUAUUAGGUAGUUUCAAGUUUGAACUAGCCUCAUCUGUAGUGCCUAUUUGGCGAUGUGAAUGGACCUGUUCUUAGACUGACUUGAUAUCUUUGAGAGUGCCUGUGUGGAUAGAAGAACAACAUGACGAUAGCCUAAGGAGGGUAACGGACUGGCUCGGGCUUUCGCACUUUCCAGACAGUAACCGAUUGCGUCUGUAUUAGUCCAGACCGAAUCAGCCAUUAUUAUCAUGCAUCAAGUCGACCAUACUCGAACUUAACCAGCGAGACAAUCCUCAAGACAAGUAUACACGAUGGGCUACAGCACUAUUACCCAUAGCUUCACUAUCAUUGCCUUCAUCCCUUACGCUCCAUUCGAAUACAAGCACGAAGUAUUCAUUCAGCACAGUGUGCACGCGCAGGGGAUCAUAUAAACGCCCGAUAAGCAAUUUAGGCCGCGACAGCACCCAUCGCGCUCUGGAUCAUCACGAGGACGUCUGCGAUUGCCUCUAAGAUCUGCGCGCCCUUGUGGCCUUUGGAAUUCUAUA
Fusarium odoratissimum NRRL 54006 is the source of this 1815-nucleotide messenger RNA. RefSeq lists its product as uncharacterized. Lineage: Eukaryota; Fungi; Ascomycota; Sordariomycetes; Hypocreales; Nectriaceae. Bases 646 to 975 code for a protein of 109 amino acids. The transcript is spliced from 2 exons. The record is from RefSeq and is a predicted model, not a curated record.